This is a messenger RNA of Drosophila mojavensis, 3064 nucleotides long. It is a transcript of the gene Tmtc4, whose product is annotated as protein O-mannosyl-transferase TMTC4. The coding region runs from base 148 to 2274 and encodes 708 amino acids. The transcript has a single exon. The record is from RefSeq and is a predicted model, not a curated record. Gene Ontology annotation, cellular component: endoplasmic reticulum. NCBI's taxonomy places the organism in Eukaryota, Metazoa, Arthropoda, Insecta, Diptera, Drosophilidae. Gene Ontology annotation, molecular function: mannosyltransferase activity; protein binding. Gene Ontology annotation, biological process: protein O-linked glycosylation via mannose; endoplasmic reticulum unfolded protein response.
ACAUGUGAAUGGCCAAAGUCGCGCUUACGGCUGCCAGUGGGUAGACAUCCCCCGCUCAGCUAGCGAUGUAUACAAACUGCGUGGUCAAAAGGGAUAAAUUAAAUUAGUUAAGGACAAGAAAAGUGUGCAGUGCAUUUAGCGAUCAACAUGGCUAGCCUGGAUCUGCGGCAAAGCUCAACGCUACACAGCCUGGUGUGCCAGUCGAUAUUGGUGCUGCUGUGUUUGGUCUGUUAUGGCUAUGGCGGCCUGAGCGGUGCCAAAUUUGUGUUCGAUGACACCGUUGCCAUAGUGAAGAACAAGAAUGUCAACUCGUUGCCCACCAAUUGGACGGCGAUCUUCAGCCACGACUUUUGGGGUGCACCGCUCCUAAGCGCGGACUCACACAAAUCUUUCCGGCCGCUGACAACGCUUAUGUUUCACUACGAAUACGCGUUACUUGGCCUGAAUGCCGCCCACAUGAAGUUUCUCAAUCUGUUGCUGCACUGCGUCAAUACGCUGCUCAUGUGGCGGCUUGUACGCUCGCUGUACGUGGAGGACAUUGACAUUGAACGAUGGGCGACGCUCUCUGCGGCACUGUUUGCUGCCCAUCCGGUGCACACAGAAGCCGUAUCCGGCGUAGUGGGCCGAGCGGAGCUUAUGUUUGGACUCAUACAUCUGCUCUGUCUGCUCCUAACAGUUGCCAGCGCAGAUAAGCCAGGUGUGAGCAGCGUUAUUCUCAUUCUGUUGCUUACGGCAGUUGGCAUGCUGUUUAAAGAGUCUGCCAUUACCAUACCGUUAUCCUGCAUUAUGCUGGACUACUUCCAGAAUGGCACCUACAUGCUGCCGCUGAAGCUGCAGCAGCGAGUGAUCACCUCACGUCUGCGCUACCUGUGCUAUAUAUGCGGCAUGCUCUCUCUGCUGCUCCUGCGCCUCUGGUGGCAGAACUUCGAGGCACCGGAAUUCAAGCCAGUGGAUAAUCCAAUUGCACACAACGAGCAGCUGCUCACGCGAGGUUUGUCGCAGCAGUACCUGUACGUGAUGAACUUCUGGCUGAUGCUAUGCCCGCAGUGGCUGUGCUUCGACUGGGCGCUGGGCUGCAUUAAUCUGGUGACCAGCAUUUGGGAUAUGCGUCUGCAGGCCGUCAUUGCCUUCUAUUCAUUCAUCAUUGUCUCCUUCAUGAACUUUAGACGACUCGCAGGCCUCAUGCUCGGCUUGGCAUUGAUGGUCAUUCCAUUUCUGCCCGCAUCUGGAAUCAUCCGUGUGGGAUUUGUCAUUGCGGAGCGCACACUGUAUGUGCCAUCGAUUGGCUUCUGCCUGGUGUCCGUCUACGGCUUCCUCUACUGCUAUAAAAACUAUGCGGCCAACAGAUAUUGCCGUGUGGCCCUGCAGACGUUUCUCAUGCUGCUCUUUGCCGUGUUUAUGCUGCGCACACGGCAACGGGCGGCUGAGUGGUUAAACGAGGAGCAGCUGUUCAGCUCGGCGCUGCAGGUGUGCCCCAACAAUGCCAAAGUGCACUAUAACAUAGCGCGGCUGGCCACGGACAAUGGCAACAGCAGCCGUGCCUUCCAUCACUAUCUGAAGGCUGUCCAGCUCUAUCCGGAGUACGAGUCGGCGCUGAUGAAUCUGGGCAAUCUCUAUCGCGAGUAUGGGCAAUUGGAGACAGCUGAGAAGUACAUACGUGCUGCCUUGGCUGCCUAUCCCGCCUUUCCUGUGGCCUGGAUGAAUCUGGGCAUCGUGCAGUCGGCGCAAAAGAAGUACGACCAGGCGCUGGAUAGCUAUAGACAGGCCCUCAAGUAUCGCUCUGACUAUGCCGUCUGCUACUACAAUAUGGGCAAUCUGUUUUUGGAGCAGCAUCAAUACGGAGAGGCACUACAUCAUUGGCAGCACGCCGUUGCCAUCAAUCCGCGACAGCCCAAAGCUUGGGCCAAUAUUCUAACCAUGUUGGAUAACCGCGGCAUGUACGAGGAUGCGUUACGAAUCUCCGCCCAGGCGCUGACCCAACUGCCCACUGAGCCGAGCAUUCUGUUUAUACGUGCGAAUGUUCUCGGCAAACUGAAGCACUAUCUGGAGGCGGAGGCACUGUACAAACAGGUCAUUGAGUUGGAGCCACGGAACAUGCUGUAUCAUACGAAUCUCGGUGUGCUCUAUCAUCGCUGGGACAAGCUGGAGGAAGCCAUCGAGUGCUAUCAGACUGCCAUUAGUAUUAAUUCCUCGCGGGCGACUACAGCGCGAGAUAAUCUCGGCAAACUCCUGAAGCGCUUGAAUCGCGAGACGCCUAAGGAAUCACAGCAAUAAGGGCUCUUCCAAAAUGAAACCCUACUCUAAGUUAAAGACAUCUGGUCAUAGCCGUAAGUUUCAUCCAUCUUCAUCCAAAAGCAAUCCAAUAUCUUAAUAUAAGGGAAGGGAACUAUUUUGAAACGUUUUUAAAGCAAUUUUAUGACUUUUUAUAUACAUUUAUAUUUUUAUAAAUUUUUGUUCGACGAUCUUUCUAAGACAUAUACAUAUAUCUUAUAUAAGGAAUCUCUUUUUUAAAUACUGAUAUUAUUUUUACAGUCAGUAAAAGAUUUACAAAGCAACCACAAAGAAGAACAAAAACCUCAAAUGGAUCUAUAUAUCUAUGUCCAAAAUAUGUUUCCAUAAUCUCAGUUUCUCUUUAUCAACGAAUGUGUCACACAGCAGUUCGUCAAGCGCGUAAACCCCCUAAAUAGAUCGGUAAUAUUUUUUUAUUGAACUAGUCAUUCUUGUAUUUCUAAUGAGCUGUUUACGCUGCCUGCCUUAUCAACACUAUCUAUGUGUCUGACAUGUCAUCCAUAUCAUAUCUUCGAACUAACACCUAGAGAACUCAAUCAACUUGAAUGUUCCACUCUCACUCUAUGAAACUAGAUUAAGUUGAUAGAUAUAAUAUUUAAAUUAAACAUUAAGCUCUAUAUAUGUAUUUACUAUUAGAUUUAUUUAUUUAUUCGCAAGGGUAUUUACAAUUAAUGUUUAUAACUAAAUAAUGAAGGAACCACUAGUAGACAAAACAUAAUUUAAUUACAAUCUAAGACAUGGGACUACAAAUAAAAUACUUUCGAGAGCAGCGAAA